Messenger RNA from Thalassophryne amazonica, 628 nucleotides. Its product is annotated as gamma-crystallin M2-like. The coding region runs from base 52 to 573 and encodes 173 amino acids. The transcript is spliced from 3 exons. The record is from RefSeq and is a predicted model, not a curated record. Gene Ontology annotation, biological process: lens development in camera-type eye; visual perception. NCBI's taxonomy places the organism in Eukaryota, Metazoa, Chordata, Actinopteri, Batrachoidiformes, Batrachoididae. Gene Ontology annotation, molecular function: structural constituent of eye lens.
AAGGCAGUGCUGCGCUUACAGCUGCUGCAACAGUGACAGUUAGCCAACACAAUGGGCAAGAUAAUCUUUUACGAGGACAGGAACUUCGAGGGCCACUCCUACGAGUGCAGCAGCGAGUGUUCCGACCUGCAUUCCCACUUCAGGCGCUGUAACUCCAUUAGAGUGGACAGCGGUGACUGGAUGAUCUACGAGAGGCCCAACUACAUGGGCUACCAGUACUUCUUGAGGAAGGGUGACUAUGGAGACUACCAGCGAUGGAUGGGGUUCAACGAUUGUGUGCGAUCCUGUCGCUUGAUCCCCUCGCACCAAGGAGCUCACAGAAUGAUGAUCUAUGAGCGUUCAGACUUUGGAGGUCAGAUGAUGGAGCUGACUGAUGACUGUCCUUCUUUAUAUGACCGCUUCCAUUUCAGUGACAUCCACUCUUGCAACGUGAUGGAUGGGCAUUGGAUCUUUUACGAGCAUCCCCAUUACAGGGGACGCCAGUAUCUCAUGCGUCCUGGUCAGUAUAAGAGGUACCAUGAGUGGGGAAGCAUGAGUCCUAGAGUGGGCUCCAUCAGGCGUAUAGCUAUGUAAGAAAAGCAUGUAACUGGAUGCUGUUUUUGUGGAUCACUGUCAAUAAAAUACUGUC